UCGGUGGCACAAGCGGCCGAUCCGAACUUCAAAUCGUGCUUCAGGAUAGAGGAAAGGUUUUUCGACGCAGAACCGGAUAUAUAUAUAUAUUUAUACAUAUAUCGUCGCAUCACGAACCCUGAUCACGAAUCAGCCCAUCGACCGCGGAGAAGCAUCCCGAUGCGAAGAAUGCAAUCGUGCCGGAACACGAUCUAUCUGUUGGUCGUCCUCGUCGUUCUGGGGACAGCGAUGGUUCACUGUGAACCGGAACCGACGCGAAGAGUCGACUUCAGGAACUGGGACGCCCUGCAGAAGUACCUGGACUAUUAUUCGAUAAACGGGAAACCCAGGUACGGCAAAAGGGGAGAGAUUCCAUCCGCCAUCUCGCCGAUGGGUCGGAACUGGGACACAAUGAAGUCGAUGCUGGACGUCUCUCAGGAGCAGCAACAUCAGCCGCCGAGAUUUGACCAAGGGAGGCUGGCCAGCCGUCAGUUUCUCCGCGAGCUCGAAAGCUCCAGCGACGGGAAGCACCCUUCGAGGCCGUACCACAUGCUGGACAUAGUCGAGAAUUACUACGACGUUGUGCAAUAAAACGUUUCGAUGUGUUCUCCUUUCCUUUCCGCGACCAUCUCUCUUCGCACUUUCCCCCGUGGUAAUUCAAGAAGAUAGUCAGUAACGAUAUCAGAGUGUUAUCUGCGCGUAAUAAAAUCAGUUGAUCUGAUACAGCCAAUUGCAAUCUUUGAUCACAAGGCGACUCGCGAGGCGACACAGUUGUUUCUUUGGAUAUUCAGAUUCGCGCCGGUAUGUCUAAAAAAUUCGGUUGAAUGACACUCAACGAUUUAAAAAAGCCCUGGCAUUGUAGCAUCUUUGACCUUGCCGCAUCGCAUCCACGCGAUUGCGAUCUGAGAACACGGUGCUAUAGUAGUCAAGUGUUUCGUGGUAUUUGUGGAGACAGACUUCUCGGGCGACCACGAGAGAGAUUGCUCUGCGGAACAGAAGUUAAUUGGAGGACAAAGUCGAACAGCGUUCAGGCUGCGAUAUGCUCGAAUCUCUCUUCGGAAUCGGCUGAGAGAGUUCGUCAGGUCGCGUGAGGAUGUCGAAGGUCGGCGUUACAAUUGGAAAUAAAAUAAUGCUCCAGGCGAUUUCGUGUUGUACAGUUUAUUGCUGCGCAAUCUGAAUAAUCGGUUCAAGACCCGUUUGCAUUGUCCGCAUACAUUGCAAGUCAUACAGAGAAAUGGGGCGGGGUUAUUGCGAAAACACUUGUACAAAAAUAGUCGAGAAAUAAAAGUAGCAACUGCUAUAUA
Megalopta genalis is the source of this 1283-nucleotide messenger RNA. RefSeq names its product neuropeptide F (gene NPF). Lineage: Eukaryota; Metazoa; Arthropoda; Insecta; Hymenoptera; Halictidae. The record is from RefSeq and is a predicted model, not a curated record.